UCUCUCACACCACCCACAAAUAUCAUCAAAAACAUAUUUUUCUCUCCUUUUUGCUUUAUAUAUUCCUCAGCUUCCAAAUCCAUUUCCUAAUCAUUCCAACAACCCUCUCUCUCUCUCUCUCUCUGGAAAAUUGUGAUGGUGAAUGAUCCAAGAACAUACUUUGAGACUUGUUUUGGAAAAUGGAAGUAAAAUUGAGCCCAUACAGCAUCUACCCAGAAGAAGCCUCUAGCAUGAAGAAGCCACAUAACUAUGAAGAUGGAACAACAUCAUCAUUAACAACAACAACAACAGAUCUCAAUUUAAGAUACUUGUCAAAAAUUAUUCUUCCUCCUUUGGGUGUUUCUGGGUAUAAUCAGAACCAGAAUGAAUCCAAUGGCAAGAUUAUCUCUCCCAUGGAUUCCAGAUACAGGUGUUGGGAGACAUUAAUGGUGGGAUUGGUAGCAUACACAGCUUGGGUUUACCCUUUUGAGGUUGCUUUUCUCAAUUCCAAUCCAAAAAGAGAUUUAUUCAUCGCCGACAACAUUGUUGAUCUCUUCUUCGCCAUUGAUAUUGUCUUAACCUUCUUUGUUGCCUACAUUGAUCCUAUCACUCAACUUCUUGUUCGUGACCAAACUAAAAUUGCCUUGAGGUACAUGUCAACAUGGUUUUUGAUGGAUGUGGCAUCAACAAUACCAUUCGAGGCGCUUGCAUUCUUUUUCACUGGCAAACACCACUCUGGCCUCUCCUAUUCUCUCCUUGGAUUGCUCAGAUUUUGGCGUCUCCGACGUGUUAAGCAAUUCUUCACCAGGCUUGAAAAGGACAUCAGAUUUAGCUAUUUCAGGGUCAGAUGUGCUAGGCUCUUAUCUGUGACAUUGUUUCUAGUGCAUUGUGCUGGGUGCCUAUACUACUUGCUAGCAGACAGAUACCCACACCAGGGGAAGACAUGGAUUGGAUCUGUGAUUCCAAAUUUCAGGGAGACAAGCCUCUGGAUUCGUUACAUCUCUGCCCUCUACUGGUCCAUGACCACCAUGUCCACCGUUGGCUACGGCGACAUGCAUGCAGUCAAUACCAUGGAAAUGAUAUUCAUCAUUUUCUACAUGCUUUUCAACCUUGGCCUCACUGCUUACCUCAUUGGCAACAUGACUAACUUGGUUGUUGAAGGCACUCGUCGAACCAUGGAAUUCAGAAAUAGUAUUGAGGCAGCAUCAAACUUUGUGUGCCGGAAUAGACUGCCGCCUCGGCUGAAGGAGCAGAUAUUGGGAUACAUGUGUUUGAGGUUCAAGGCUGAGAGCUUGAACCAGCAGCAACUCAUUGAGCAGCUUCCCAAGACUAUUUGCAAAAGCAUCCGCCAACAUUUGUUUUUCCCAACAGUCGAGAAGGUCUAUCUCUUCAAGGAUGUCUCCAGGGAAAUUCUCUUGCUUCUGGUUGCAGAUAUGAAGGCAGAGUACAUUCCACCCGGAGAGGACGUUAUACUGCAGAAUGAGUCACCAGAUGAUGUAUACAUCAUUGUAUCAGGAGAGGUGGAAAUGAUCGACUGUGACACCGAAAAAGAGAAAGUUGUUGGGACUCUGCAAUCUGGGGACAUGUUCGGAGAAGUUGGAGCUCUCUGUUGCAGACCUCAAGGCUUCAUGUACCGAACCAAGACCCUUUCGCAACUCCUGAAGCUAAAAACCAGUGCCCUCUUAGAAGCUAUGCAGACCAAACAAGAAGAUAAUAUCACCAUGUUUAAGAACUUCCUCCAGCAUCACAAGAAGCUAAAGGAUCUGAGAAUAGGAGAUAUAUGGCUAGAAGAUGGGGAAGAAGAUGGAGACCCAAACAUGUCCAUCAACUUGCUUACUGUCGCCGGUACUGGCAAUGCUGCCUUUCUUGACGAGCUUCUCAAGGCUAGGUUGGAUCCUGACAUCAGUGACUCCCAAGGAAGGACUCCACUGCACAUUGCAGCAUCCAAAGGGCAUGAAGAGUGUGUAUUGGUACUUCUCAAGCAUGCAUGCAACAUACACCUCCUAGACAUGGAAGGCAACACAGCACUAUGGGAUGCUAUAUCAUCCAAGCACCACUCCAUAUUCUGGAUACUGUACCACUGCGCCGCCAUAUCUGAUCCCUACACAGCUGGUGACCUUCUUUGCACAGCUGCAAAGAGAAACAAUCUCGCAGUGAUGAAGGACCUUUUGAAGCAAGGUUUGCACAUCGAUUCCAAGAACUGUCAUGGCCAAACAGCUCUGCAAAUCGCCGUGGCAGAAAACCAUGUUGACAUGAUCAAGUUCCUCGUGAUGAGUGCCGGUGCAGAUGUCGGCAACAUAGAUCAGCACAAGCUUCCUAAGUCUUUGGAUUUGAAUGAAAUGUUGCAGAAAAGAGAGGUAGGGCACCGGAUAAUGGUCCCCGAUGAUGUGUCGCCGCCAAAUGAGGUGGUUUUGAGGAGGCGGCAAGGUGUAGGAGGGACAACUGAGGGGAACUUGGGAGGAUCAGGGGGGCAUUUUUGUCCAAGAGUUAGUAUAUAUAGAGGACACCCUGUGGUGAGGAAGGAUAGUUGUUGCACUCAGGCUGGGAGGCUUAUUAGGUUGCCAAAUUCGCUCUUGGAGCUCAAAAGCAUAGCAGGUGAAAAGUUUGGGUUUGAUGCAAGAAAUGCAUUGGUUUUAGAUGAGCAAGGGGCAGAAAUUGACUCCAUUGAAGUGAUAAGAGAUAAUGAUAAGCUUUACAUAGUUGAAGCUUCAGACCCAACUCCUUUAAUAUAACCAAAAGGUUAUUUAGAAAAUGAAUUAACUCUAUAGAGGGGAGUCACUGUUUUUUUGUCCCCCCUCCCUCUUUUCUUGUAAUGUUUUAUUACUUUCAAAACAAAAAACUAUAUAGGAUUGCAUAAAGCAAAAACCUUCACUUAUUAUGUGUAUUUCUUGUAUAUUUAGGCCAAGUUUGGCAACAUCAAAAUAAUCCAUCUUUUUAUCUUUUUA
Messenger RNA from Camellia sinensis, 2924 nucleotides. RefSeq names its product potassium transport 2/3 (gene KT2/3). Gene Ontology annotation, cellular component: membrane. Gene Ontology annotation, biological process: potassium ion transport; transmembrane transport. Lineage: Eukaryota; Viridiplantae; Streptophyta; Magnoliopsida; Ericales; Theaceae. The record is from RefSeq and is a predicted model, not a curated record. Gene Ontology annotation, molecular function: voltage-gated potassium channel activity; protein binding.